Messenger RNA from Adineta ricciae, 1521 nucleotides. The record is from the annotation of a GenBank genome assembly. Lineage: Eukaryota; Metazoa; Rotifera; Eurotatoria; Adinetida; Adinetidae.
AUGGCAACGGCUUGGAUACCAAAUCCUGAGAUACCAAAUUCCGGUAAAAAACGGCAUCGAGCUGGUUCAAUUGUUAAGGAAUUUGGCUUGAAUACAUCAACACAUGGUAUACCAGGUAUAGCGCGUAGUGAAAGUACUCAUAACCGUAUCUUCUGGACUGCGUCUCUACUGAUAUUCUUUGGUGUUAUGGUUUAUUUUGUCACUGAAGCUAUUCUUGCAUAUUUUACUUAUCCGACGCAGACGUCUGUAUCGAUUAUUUUGGAAUGGCCACAAGCUUUUCCUGCAGUAACUGUUUGUAAUUAUUCUCCACUACGAUACGAUCGAUUUAUCGGACCGUUUUUAAACUAUACAAACAUGCGGAAUUUAACGAACACAACAGAUACAAGUCAUUUCACUGUUGAACAAUCGUACUACAUUCAGGAUUUCCUAACGUAUAAACUCAAUCGAAACGAAUCUCUGAAUGAUCUUUUCUACUCGCUUGAUUCUAUGAUGAUGUAUUGUAAUUACAACGGUAUGCCAUGCGAAGCAAGUAAUUUUACUUGGUUUAUGUCACCAAAUUUUGGUCUUUGUUACACUUUUAAUGCUCUUCUGAAAACGACAGGUCAAGAAGGUUUAAAAUACAAUGCCGAUAACGGGAGCAGUGGUAUUCUACAACUACGUUUCUAUGUACAUCAACAUCAGUAUGUGCCGCACCUAUCGAACGGUGUCGGUAUGGCAAUAUUAGUCCACGAUAACAUACAAUUACCACUAAUAGAAUUAGCUGCCAUGUAUCUUGCGCCAGGCAAGCAUCAUAGAUUGGGGUAUGCGAAGAAGAGUAGUAUAUUUUUACCUGCACCUUAUACAACAUGCAAUGAAAAUCUGAAUCUUGGUAUGCAAGUCAUGUUCAAUGAAUAUCAUGACACUGAUUAUGAAUAUGCAAUGUAUCCAUGUUAUUUAGCUUGUAUACAAGCCUACACAUAUAAAAAAUGCGGCUGUGGUCAUCCUUUUCGUUGGAAUGUUCGUUCGAUUAUCCUUCCUAAUACGGAUAAAAUCAUCAAUAUUCCACUUUGUGAUUUGAAAAAUCCAUGUUAUAACGAAGCGACAACAGAAAUUAUGAACACACAAAGCAUUUGGUCUACAUUCUGUCCUGAUUGUACACAAGAGUGCUCGUAUUCUGAGUUCACCAUCACAUCCAGCUCUCUCUCCGCACCGCCACAAUUCUUAAUGAACGAUAUCAAAGCCUUUGUUGAAUCAUCGCAAGUUCCAUUACCUGUCAAUUGGUCCACAACAUGGACAUCGGAAAUACAAUCGGGUUACGUAUCCUUAGAAGUUGCUUAUGAAACAACUCGUACGGAAGUUUACUCUCAACAGGCAACGAUCGGCGUCGUCGAUGUAAUCUCGAAUGUUGGUGGAAAUACAGGUCUCUGGAUUGGUAUAAGUUUUCUCUCAUUGAUGGAACUCGCUGAAAUGUUAUAUCGUCUUAUACGUUCUUUAUAUCAAGCCUCUCGAGAAGCAAAACGGACAGCUGUGGUUCAGUCAUAA